GCGAGUUCAUCCGCGCGCUCUACGAGUCGGAGGAGAACUGCGAGGUGGACCCCAUGAAGUGCUCGGCCUCCACGCUGGCCGACCACCAGGCCAACCUGCGCAUGUGCUGCGAGCUGGCGCUCUGCAAGGUGGUCAACUCGCACUGCGUGUUCCCGCGGGAGCUGAAGGAGGUGUUCGCCUCGUGGCGGCUGCGCUGCGCCGAGCGCGGGCGCGAGGACAUCGCCGACCGCCUGAUCAGCGCCUCGCUCUUCCUGCGCUUCCUGUGCCCCGCCGUGAUGUCCCCCAGCCUCUUCGGCCUCAUGCAGGAGUACCCCGACGAGCAGACGGCGCGGACGCUGACCCUCAUCGCCAAGGUCAUCCAGAACUUGGCCAACUUCACCAAGUUCGGGAGCAAGGAGGAGUACAUGGCGUUCAUGAACGAGUUCCUGGAGCUGGAGUGGGCCAGCAUGCAGCAGUUCCUGUACGAGAUCUCCAACCUGGACACGCUCACCAACAGCACCAGCUUCGAGGGCUACAUCGACCUGGGCCGCGAGCUGUCCACGCUGCACGCGCUGCUCUGGGAGGUCAUGAGCCAGCUCAGCAAGGAGGCGCUGCUGAAGCUGGGCCCCCUGCCCCGCCUGCUGACCGACAUCAGCGUGGCGCUGCGGAACCCUCACCUGCAGCGCCAGCCCAGCCAGGGCGAGCGGCUGCCGCCCAAGGGGCUGGUGCUGCGCGGGCCCUCGGCCGACCUGCAGCCCUACCUGGUGCGCGACCUCAACAGCUCUGUGGAUCUCCAGUCCUACAUGGUCCGGGGGCUCAACAGCUCCAUGGACGUGCCGCGCCUGCCGUCGCCGCCGCAGGAGAAGGGUCCGCCGGAGGUGCUGGUGCUGAGCCGCCCGCCGCUCGCCCGCUCCUCGCCCGCCUACUGCACCAGCAGCUCGGACCUCACCGAGCCCGAGGGCGGCCGCGGCGGCGCGCUGGGCGUGGGCAAGAGCGUCUCCAUGCUGGACCUGCAGGACGGACGCGUGGACAGCAUCCCCAGCCUGCCGGCCGAGCUGCUGGCCGGGGGCGCGGCGCCGGGGGGCGCGGGCCAGGGCGGGCUGCGGCCCGGGCGGCUCUCGCAGGGCAGCGCCUCCAGCCUGGCCCCGCCGCGCCUGGGCGUGCCCGAGCCCGGCGGGCCGCAGCUGCGGGUGCCGCUCUCCUUCCAGAACCCGCUCUUCCACCUGGCCGCCGACGGGCCCCUGCGCGGCCCCGACGGGCCCGGAGGAGGAGGGGGCGGCGGCGGGAGGGGCGAGGGGGGCGGCCCGCCGGACGGGGGACACUACGUGGGGGGCGUCGCCCCGCCGCCGCUGCACGGCUACAGCAAGAGCGAGGAGCUGGCGACCCCUCCCCAAAAACACAUCACGCACAGCCACAGCUACAGCGACGAGUUCGGGCGGCCCGGGGGCGACUUCGGGCGCAGGCAGCUGUCGCUCCAGGACACGCUGGCGCCCCCCCAGAUCACCAUCGGGGCGCCCCCGCCGCCCACCCCGCGGGGGUCGCGGGCGGGGAAAGGGGGCCGGGGGCCGCAGGCGCUGGGGGUGCCGCAGAAGCCGCGCCCGGCCAGCGGGAACCUGCUGGCCUCGCCCGAGCCCGCCUACGGCCCGGCCCGCUCCCGCCAGCCCUCGCUGGCCAAGGAGGCCUCGGUGGCCAGCAUGAAACCGCCCAUCACCAAGCAGGUGUCAGGUGUCAGGUGUGUGACUUACAUUAGUACAGGUGUGCAGUGUAGGCACAAGCUCAAGGAGUGCUCCAAGUCAUGGGACGACUGGACGGGUGUGAGUGACCCAGGUGUGCCCAGGUGUGAGGGGCACAAGCUCAAGGAGUACUCCAAGUCCAUGGACGAGAGCCGGCUGGACCGGGUAGGGACUCAGGUGUGUGAGGGGUACGAGCUCAAGGAGUGCUCCAAGUCCAUGGACGAGAGCCGGCUGGACCGGGUAGGGACUCAGGUGUGUGAGGGGCACAAGCUCAAGGAGUACUCCAAGUCCAUGGACGAGAGCCGGCUGGACCGGGUGAAGGAGUACGAGGAGGAGAUCCACUCGCUGAAGGAGCGGCUGCACAUGUCCAACCGCAAGCUGGAGGAGUACGAGCGGCGCCUGGUGACGCAGGAGGAGCAGACCAGCCGCAUCCUCCUGCAGUACCAGCAGCGCCUGGAGCUCAGCGAGAAACGGCUCCGGCAGCAGCAGCAGGAGAAGGACUCGCAGAUCAAGAGCAUCAUCGGCAGGCUGAUGCUGGUGGAGCAGGAGCUGCGCAGGGAUCACUUGGGCGCCCACGACCCGUCCGAGGGCCGGCGGCGGCUGCUCGACGCUCAGGAGAGGCAGCUUUCCGCCGUGGGUGCAGCAGACCCGGGUGUGAUUUGGGGGGCCGGGGGGGUCCCCGGGCGGCCCCCGCCUCCGCCCCCGCCACCCCCGAUCACGGCCAACGGCUGCGAGCGGCGCGGCCCCGCUGCUGAGCACUGA
Molecule: messenger RNA, 2474 nt
Organism: Camarhynchus parvulus
Lineage: Eukaryota; Metazoa; Chordata; Aves; Passeriformes; Thraupidae
Product: ras/Rap GTPase-activating protein SynGAP-like
Exons: 13
Biological process (GO): regulation of GTPase activity
Source: RefSeq, a predicted model, not a curated record